UGUAUGCUUUAGGGUAGAAAUCAGAUACCAAACCCCGUCCACUCUGACCUGUUCUUCCUUUCUCUUCUUCCCUGACCCUGUCAUGUCAACCCCAUCUCCACAGUCUCACAGGCUUUACGUCAACCCUUUCCAUAUUCAUAAACAAAUCCACAAAUUCAAUGAUGAACUAACUUUCCCACCAUUUAUUUUUAUUUAUUUUAUUUUUUUGUAGGGUUAGUUGUUUGAACUUUGAUCGUUGAUCUAAUUCAAUAUAUAAUAUAUUUAAUUACGGAGAAGGAGGAGUACCGGUAACAAUACCUGCCCAGCAACAUAAAAAUUGUGGAGGAGGAGGAGCAGCAGCCACAAGUAUAGUGAACUUGAAAUGGUACUCUAGGGCUCAAAUCAGACAUGUUAAGCUCAUCAAUUUGAUCGAAGGAUUGGCAACGACGACAUGUCGGUUUCGGAGUUGAAAGAGCGCCAUGCUGCGGCCGUUGAAUUGACCAACAAUCUCAAAGAACAGUUGAAGCAGAAGCGCCAGCAGUUGCUCGAUACAGACGUGGCUGGGUUUGCGAUGGCGCGUGGUGAAACUCCGGUCAGCUUUGGUCCUACGGAUCUGGUUUGUUGUAGGACCUUGCAGGGUCACACUGGAAAGGUAUAUUCACUGGAUUGGACUCCUGAUAGGAAUCGUAUUGUCAGUGCAUCUCAAGAUGGACGAUUAAUAGUGUGGAAUGCUCUUACUAGUCAGAAAACUCAUGCCAUAAAACUCCCUUGUGCGUGGGUAAUGACGUGUGCCUUCUCUCCAACUGGUCAAUCUGUUGCCUGUGGUGGUCUUGAUAGCAGUUGCUCCAUUUUCAAUCUGAAUUCACCGACUGACAAGGACGGGCAUUUGCCAGUAUCACGAAUCCUUAGUGGGCAUAGGGGUUAUGUGUCUUGCUGUCAGUAUGUUCCAGAUGAGGACACUCACCUAAUUACUAGUUCUGGUGAUCAAACAUGUGUUUUGUGGGAUAUUACUACAGGCUUAAGAACUUCUGUUUUUGGAGGAGAAUUUCAGUCUGGACACACUGCUGAUGUACUAAGUGUUUCAAUUAAUCGCACAAACUCAAGAUUGUUUGUAUCUGGUUCCUGUGAUGCUACUGCCCGAUUAUGGGAUACCCGAGUUGCAAGUCGAGCAGUGCGUACGUUUCAUGGGCAUGAAGGAGAUGUUAACACUGUGAAGUUCUUUCCAGAUGGUCAUAGAUUUGCAACUGGUUCAGAUGAUGGAACUUGCAGGUUAUUUGAUGUCAGGACUGGUCACCAACUCCAAGUCUAUCACCAGCAGCAUACUGAUAAUGAGGUCCCACAUGUGAUCUCCAUUUCUUUCUCUAUAUCUGGAAGACUUCUUUUUGCUGGAUAUUCAAAUGGUGAUUGCUAUGUAUGGGACACUUUAUUAGCAGAGGUUGUUUUGAACUUGGGAACUCUCCAGAACUCACACGAGGGCAGGAUCAGCUGUUUGGGUUUGUCAGCUGAUGGAAGUGCCUUGUGUACAGGAAGUUGGGAUACAAACCUAAAGAUUUGGGCUUUUGGUGGGCAUAGGAGAGUACUCCCUUGAGGAGUUCAAGGCUUGUGAGUUUUCUGUCGACUUAGGUUCUGGUUCUCAGUGCAAUUUACUGCAUCUUACUUCCUGGAUAGAUUCAUUUGUACUUUUAGAUAGUUAAUGUGGUUUGAGUAAUUGUAAUCUGCACUAUUGCUUAUCAUGAUCAAAGAUGUACCCUUUGCUUUCUUGUAAUCCUCCUGUGAAGAACUGGCAUUUUAAUUAGGUGAGUAAAAGAAAAAGAAAAAGAA
Messenger RNA from Pistacia vera, 1800 nucleotides. Its product is annotated as guanine nucleotide-binding protein subunit beta. Gene Ontology annotation, biological process: G protein-coupled receptor signaling pathway. The record is from RefSeq and is a predicted model, not a curated record. NCBI's taxonomy places the organism in Eukaryota, Viridiplantae, Streptophyta, Magnoliopsida, Sapindales, Anacardiaceae. Gene Ontology annotation, molecular function: signaling receptor complex adaptor activity; protein binding. Bases 431 to 1567 code for a protein of 378 amino acids. Gene Ontology annotation, cellular component: cytoplasm; heterotrimeric G-protein complex. The transcript has 7 exons.